GACGCAGUUCAUUCUACUACUGUGACGCCUGUGUUACUCUCACCGUCACUGUUGUAUCGGCUGUGCUGCUGUUACUGUCUCUGUUGUGAAGCCUGUGUUACUCCAGCCUACACUGUUGUGAAGCCCGUCAAAAUGCUUCUCGUUUUAAUCUCAUGCUUGAGCAGUGUAGGGGCUAUGGAAGACCCAAGGUGUGAGCUACAAGCCAGCUGUCAGCCGGGGCAGCUGGUGCCUCACCCCUGGGAGUGUCAUCUCUACCAUCUGUGUGUGGAGGACGGCCGACCUGACCUCGCCAUUCAACGCUGUCCCCAACGUCACUACUUCCAUCCCAUCUCGAGGAGCUGCCUGCAGGAGGACAUUCCUUGUGUCCCACAGUGUCCUCACGUGUGUCCCUGUCCACUCCUCCAUCAGGGAGGUCUUACCCUCGACAACCACGCCUGUCGACCAGGCCAACGCUUCCACAUCGACACCGGUCGUUGCAUCGACACAUCCUGUCUAAAAUUCUGCUCUGACGGAACUAAAUUUCCUCCGCCGUUGGCGCUGGACUCAACACGAAUAUCAAGGAUCGUCAUCAGCAACGCUGACAGUUGCAGUUUCUCCUGCAAUGGGGACUUUAGUAAAUUUGCCGACCAUUAUGACUGUACGUUGUAUUAUGAAUGCUAUCCUGGGGAUGUUGUCAUGCCGAUGCAUUGUCCAGACAGCAAGCCGUAUUUUAAUGGGGAAGACUGUACUAGCAACAGUCAAGCCUGUUGUUCAGAUAUGACAACCACAACAACUGUCACCACUACAACCAAUAUAGUUAUCACAACCCCAGACAGUACUGUGACCACACCGACCCCACAACCAAUAACCACAACUACAAGUCCAACAACUGCAAGCACUACAACAAGUACCACAACUACAAGUCCAACGACUGCAAGUACUACAACAAGUACCACAACUACAAGUCCAACGACUGCAAGUACUACAACAAGUACCACAACUACAAGUCCAACGACUGCAAGUACUACAACAAGUACCACAACUACAAGUCCAACGACUGCAAGUACUACAACAAGUACCACAACUACAAGUCCAACGACUGCAAGUACUACAACAAGUACCACAACUACAAGUCCAACGACUGCAAGCAUUACAAGUACCACAACAACAAGUCCAACGACUGCAAGCACUACAACAAGUACCACAACAACAAGUCCAAUGACUGCAAGUACUACAGCAAGUACCACAACUACAAGUACCACAGCUACAAGUACCACAACUACAAGUCCAACGACUAAAAGUACCACAACUACAAGUACCACCACACUACCCACUCCCACCACAUCCCCAUCCAUGGGCUGCUUACCCGAGCCAGACUGCAGUGACAAGCCACCGGGUGCCAUGGAAGCGGAUCCUCACAACUGCCUGGGUUAUUACGUUUGCUUGGGUAGUGGAAACAUUUAUGAAACUCCAUUGACGUGCCCAGACGGAUACUAUUACAACCCAACUGAUCACAAGUGCCAACAAAUAGUGGAUGGCACAUACCCGUGUCCGCAAGCCUGCGAUGCCAUCUGCCCCUACACCUGCUCCGACAGUGACCGCAUCUACGAUCCUCUAGACUGUUCUAAAUACUACUUCUGUUACGAAGGAAGUCCUCUACACAUGAGCUGCCCCAACCAGACCCCUUAUUUCAACGGUACCUCCUGCACCACUAACUCUGACUCCUGUUGCUCCUACCCCUGCCCACCUUACUGCCCUAAGAAGGGCAAAUGGGUGCCACAUGGCCAAGACUGCCAUAAAUACUACAUAUGUAUAGAAGUUGGCACUCCCUCUGACGACUCACUUCUGACGUGCCCUGACAGUCAAGUAUACGAUUACAAAGUGAGUCAUUGUUCUCCAACUGCAGAGUGUGUUAAGCUUUGCUGAGUUCAGUCGACCUUCGUCACCUGUUUAUUCUAGGUAUUGCUAAAGGACGGAGGACUCGACCCUCCGACGCGUUUCAGUGGAUCAUGUAUACAUAAAUUAUCGCUAUUGACUUUUAUUGAUUUAUACUCAAUAUUUUGUGUUUCAUGUAUUUUUUUCUCUCUCUCUCUUCUUUUUGUUCAAUAAAAUUGCUAGUUAUGA
This is a messenger RNA of Cherax quadricarinatus, 2103 nucleotides long. RefSeq names its product mucin-5AC. Lineage: Eukaryota; Metazoa; Arthropoda; Malacostraca; Decapoda; Parastacidae. Gene Ontology annotation, molecular function: chitin binding. Gene Ontology annotation, cellular component: extracellular region. The record is from RefSeq and is a predicted model, not a curated record.